Cladocopium goreaui is the source of this 1017-nucleotide messenger RNA. The record is from the annotation of a GenBank genome assembly. Lineage: Eukaryota; Dinophyceae; Suessiales; Symbiodiniaceae.
AUGCUCGGCUACCUUUUGCUGGGUUUGCUCGCGCAUGGCUCUGCGGAAAACGCUACGGUGUACCAGCUGACGGACUUGGAUUUGUGGUGUAUCGAUAAAUUGGGAAUUUCAACGGCAACCACAUCCACACCGUGGUUUGUCACCAGCGCAGACAUAGCGUUGGCGGAGGAACGGGCCCAAUUUCGAGCGAAUGUCAAGAGAGAUGGCUGGCUCAUGGCCGAAGAGUUUCAAGCAUGGUUAGAAGUACGAGUGUAUGCAACACUCCUGUGCUUAACAUUCGGAACGCCACUGCUGGUGAUGAUGUUGUAUCGAUAUUCCAGCACCUUUCGAAAGUGGGUCACAGUUAUUGAUCGAAAUCUCACCUUUGGCCGAUGCUUCAUGUUGUUGGUGGCCGUCUUCGUCAUCGCCGCGGGUCUCUGUUGGUUCUUCUCCCUCCGCAUCGUGUAUACGACGCGGCUGGUGAUGCAGGAUUUGCAGGACUACUUCUUAAGUUCCUUCUCAACUAGGCUCAUGGACAUCGCCAUUUCCGAAUUUGACCAUUUCACCACCGACAACAUCGGGAAACAGGUGCAGAUUGGCUCCUACCUGUGCAACCCUACAGAUGGCGUCUUUGAACUGCGAAGCUUUGGCGUGGAUUGCGUCUUCAGUAACCAGGUCUUUGCCACAAUCGAUUUGAGUCAACCCAUCCAUUUGGAGCCUCAAACCGUGGGCGAGAUGUUCAUCGAUUACAACGUGCUGCAACACUGGAACAACCUGGUUCUACCUGCCAUUAACACCGUGAUCAACAGCGCUAUGGGACGAGUUGGCCUGGCCGACGCAGUGGUCACGUUGUCCUUUGUGAUCACUACAGACUGCGUGGCCCGAGAUACGCAGAUCUUCCUUGGCAUUAAGGCCAAUGUACCUAUUGGCCUGGCAAAGCUGCCUGAGAUUUGGGCCUGGAACCAGUCCUUCUACGAGGAUCCCACGCAGUUCUGGGCCGACCUUUACAAAGCACCUCUGGUGGCAUGGGGAAGGUAG